Molecule: messenger RNA, 660 nt
Organism: Cryptomeria japonica (Japanese cedar)
Lineage: Eukaryota; Viridiplantae; Streptophyta; Pinopsida; Cupressales; Cupressaceae
Exons: 3
Coding region: 1-660 (219 amino acids)
Biological process (GO): ubiquitin-dependent protein catabolic process
Molecular function (GO): ubiquitin protein ligase activity
Source: RefSeq, a predicted model, not a curated record
AUGGACAGGUCUGCCAAAAGUAGAGUCUUCAGCUGUGACUUCUGUGAGAGAGAGAUGUCUGCCUGUGACUAUGAGAAAGAAAAUGGACCCGGUGUUCUUAAUACUUAUGAUAAAGGUAAAGAAAAUAACGUUGGUUCAUCUCAAUUAGAUAGUGAUGGCCAAAACUGCCAAACCAAUUUGCUUGGUGAGAAUCCCAAUGCAUUAAGUAAAGAUGGGAACCCAUGUCAACAUUCUGCUGAGAGGGAAAAGAAUAAUGGGCAGCGGUUGGAUUGGUGCUGUUUAUUGCAAGAUUUAGACUCCAGUAAGGCAGAUUUAGCAUGGCAUAUUUAUUUACAGAAAGCCCCCAGAGUGGAUAUGCAAGUUGUUCUCAAUGAUAAAGACAAGGAGCUGAUUUCUGGUAAUAGUAAAGAUGGAGAAGAAACUAGAUGCGUUGAUAAUGGGCCUGCCAAUUUAGUUCUUCCUCAGCCAAGUCAGAAGUGUUUCAAUGAGGGAGAUGCAUGGUGUUGUAUCUGUCACAGUUCAAUCUUAGAGAUGGGCGAAUGGAAGCAGCUGUUGCAAUUACCUUGUGGGCAUGGAUACCACUCUGAGUGCAUUGCUAAAUGGUUGGGAGCUAAUAACACUUGUCCACUCUGCAGGUACCAGUUACCUUCAUGUUCAUAA